This is a messenger RNA of Fundulus heteroclitus (mummichog), 1460 nucleotides long. RefSeq names its product tetraspanin 7 (gene tspan6). Bases 129 to 881 code for a protein of 250 amino acids. Lineage: Eukaryota; Metazoa; Chordata; Actinopteri; Cyprinodontiformes; Fundulidae. The record is from RefSeq and is a predicted model, not a curated record. Gene Ontology annotation, cellular component: membrane. The transcript has 9 exons.
GGUGCUUUUAUUUUGGCAGCCACUUCCUGUUUAGUGUGCUUAUAGUCGGGUUGAUACUGUUAGCUUCACGUGGCCGGGAGACGCUGCGUGUCCCUUCAGGAAAGUGUUUCUCGGCACCAAACUCCAGGAUGUCGCCUCCGUCUCGGCGGCUUCAGACGAAGCCCGUGAUUACCUGCCUGAAGACUUUUCUCAUCUCCUACAGCCUUAUUUUCUGGUUCACAGGGGUGAUCCUGCUGGCUGUGGGGGUCUGGGGGAAGGUCAGCCUGGAGGCCUACUUCUCCCUCAUCUCUGAGGAGAGCACCAACGCGCCGUACGUCCUGAUCGGGACCGGAUCCAUCAUCGUUAUUUUCGGGCUGUUUGGCUGCUUUGCUACAUGCAGAGGAAGCCCGUGGAUGCUCAAACUGUACGCCAUGUUUCUGACCUUGGUCUUCCUGGCUGAGCUUGUGGCAGGAAUUUCAGGUUUCGUCUUCAGGCAUGAGAUCAAGGAUAAAAUCGGCGACGCUUACAGCAGUGCAGUGUUGUCGUACAACGCCACAGACAGCAGGAGCGCUGCAGUCGACACCCUCCAGAGGAAGCUGCAUUGCUGUGGCAAGAAUAAUUUCACUGACUGGAGUCAGACCGGUUACUUUCGAGAGAACGGGAUCCCUGCCAGCUGCUGUAAAAGCGACAAGUGUUCCCCGGAGAGCCUGAAAGACCUGGACAAGGCUAAGACAGAAGUUUACACGGCGGGCUGUUUUUCUCUGGUGACCAACGCGAUGGAAGCCAACCUAGGAGUUAUUGCUGGGGUCUCUUUUGGGAUCGCUUUCUUCCAGGUCAUCGGGAUCUUCCUGGCCUGCUGCUUGUCUCGCUACAUAACCAACAACCAGUACGAGAUGGUCUAACGCUCCCCCUCCACAGGUGGCUGUGGGUCAGGUCCAAACCGAGCUCAGAUUUUAAUGUUAUGUGUGUGUUGGUGUCAUUUUAGGGAGCAAAAUCGACAGGUUUUGCUUUUACCGUCUCACUGGGCAGAAAGUGAACGCGUUAAAGGGGCGACAUCUGCGGUGCUGUUUGACCAAAACCAAAAGGGACCUAAACAUAUUAAAGAUUUGUUACUCAUUGGUUUAAAUAAAAAAAAAAAAAAAGGGAGUUUCUUUAAGUUUAGCUGUUAUUAUGUAGUUAGGUUUUCCUUUAAGUUGUCCAUAUUUGUGUUUCCAGUCCUGCAGCUGCCUUAUCUGUCGUUAAUAAGCUUGAUGUAGCACCACUUGUGUCUUUACAUGUGAAAGUGACCGGGGGGGGGGGGGGGGGCAGAGAGCUGGAUGAUGUCACUGCUCUGUGAUGAUGUUACGUAAACCAGCCUUAAACGGUCUGUGGGCCAGUACCGUUGAAAGCCAAUUAUGUGCCGACUCCAGCGUCUCAGACCACUCCGUUUUACUGCCUUCAGUGUUCGUGUCUUUCUUUGGAUGCAUGUGGAAGAAAUAAAA